Osmerus eperlanus (European smelt) is the source of this 6421-nucleotide messenger RNA. It is a transcript of the gene pdgfra, whose product is annotated as platelet-derived growth factor receptor, alpha polypeptide. Gene Ontology annotation, cellular component: plasma membrane; signaling receptor complex. Gene Ontology annotation, biological process: platelet-derived growth factor receptor signaling pathway; positive regulation of kinase activity; multicellular organism development. Bases 247 to 4662 code for a protein of 1471 amino acids. NCBI's taxonomy places the organism in Eukaryota, Metazoa, Chordata, Actinopteri, Osmeriformes, Osmeridae. The transcript has 28 exons. The record is from RefSeq and is a predicted model, not a curated record. Gene Ontology annotation, molecular function: ATP binding; platelet-derived growth factor alpha-receptor activity; platelet-derived growth factor binding.
CUGUAGCAUUGAAUCAAUUACAGGUCGCUCCAACUCAGGCGCAUUUGGGAGCGCAGCCGCGGACGCAGACGGAGUGGCGCACAUAUGCUUGCUUUCACGGAGCAGGCUCGAGCUGUGAGGAUUAACGGCACCGGAGAAGCAAUCACUGCGCAAAGCAGAGAGCGUAUGCUUUAUUCAUUACUGGAUUUAUUCUAUCAAGAGGAACAAUUAAAAGGAAAUUAAAAAGUGAUCCACGCGUCGGAGGUCAUGGCAGGCAUGAAGACCCUUCUCGUGGUGGGGGUAGUGCUGUUUGGGUUCAUAUCAGUUACAUACGGAAUACUUUCGCCGACCAUCGCAUCCAACAAAGAAGAGUUCGUCCUCGAGCGGCAUUCCGUUUUUAACGUUAGCUGUAUCGGGAAGAGGAGCGUAGUGUGGGUUGAACCCUUGCCGGACAACACAUUUGUGAAUCCCGGAUAUAACACAUCCACGCUCUUCAUAAACAACGCCUCCGUUGCCAACACCGGAUACUACUCCUGUAGAUACCGGACCUUAGAUGACCAAGAUGAAAACAACGAGCAGGAUUACGAGGCAGAGAUAUACAUCUAUGUUCCAGAUCCUGCUGCUCCCUUCGUCCCGGAGGAGCCGGAAAACUUGAUGGUGCCGGCGAUUGUGGGUGAGACGUUCAUCCCGUGCCGCGUGUCCGACCCGGCCUCCCAGGUCACGCUGCGGAGCGUGCCCGGUGAGGAGGAAGUGCUUGCCCCGUACGACAGCAGGAUGGGGUUUGUGGGCAGCAUGCCGGCAGGACUGUACCAGUGUGAGACCGUGGUCGACGGGGUCAUUGUCCACAGUGACACCUACAGGGUGGAGGACAGCACAGGCGAGGAGGCCUUCCAGGUGGAGGUGGGGGCCAGCGAGGAGGCUGUGAGGCUGGGACAGGCCGUCAACAUCACCUGCCUUGCCCCUCCGGGACCAGCCUUCCAGCAGCAGUGGCUCCACCCCAAGAAACAGGCUGUCAGAGCAGUGGCGAUGAAGGAGAUUCUGACCAAUCAGGUGCUCUACAUCCUCCGUAUCCCAGAAGCCACCUCUCAGGACAGUGGAGUCUACGAGUGCGUCGUUGUCAAUGACGACAGCGGGGAGAUCCGCACAGGCAGAGUUGUGGUCACCGUCUUCGAGGAGAACUCGUUCAUCUCCCUGGAGCAUGCUGGGAUAGGAGCGGUGGAGUUCGCCAGCCUGCUGGUGGAGUCAGAGUUCACCAUCCUGAUCCACGCCAGCCCCGCCCCCCAGGUCACAUGGUACAAGGAUGGCAGCGAGCUGGCGGGAAGCAGCUACGUCCUGACCAAGACCACGCCCCUCCAGGUCUCGCCCCUCCAGGCCACGCCCCUACAGGGCCACAGGUAUCAGAGUGUAUUGACGCUGAGGCAGCCCCUAGAGGCUGACAGUGGGAACUACACCAUCAUGGCCCUGGCUGGCUCCCAGUCACAACACUUCUCCUUCACGCUGAAGGUCAAAGCGUCGGGCUCCGUGGCGUUCCAGCCCUCCUCCGCCCCCCUCCUCCUGCCCCGGGUGGAGCAGAUGCAGGUCCCCCUCAACGCCCCCUUCACCCUCACCUGCCACGGGGAGGCGGAGCUGGAAUGGGACACGCCCCUCUACCUGCCCCAGCAGACGGAGGAGGACAACAGCGGCCUGUUCGUCACCACGGUGACCGUGGAGGACGCAACGGCCAUGCACACGGGCGCCUACACCUGUUUCUAUCACCACGGCAACGGCUCGGAGGAGACGCAGAGCAGCAUCUAUGUCUACGUGCCGGACCCCGAGGUUCCCUUCCUGCCCUCGCUGGUGCCCUACAGCAACCACGUCCUGACGGACCAGAAGGAGAUGGAGAUCGGCUGCCGCGUGUCCGACCCCGGCACCAACGUCACCCUGGUGAACGCCGACACCCAGCAGGAGGUCCCCUCCUCCUACGACAGCCGGCGCGGCGCCGUGGGCCUGUUCAACCCGGGAACCUACGCCUGCCGGGCAGUGAUCAAUGACGAGGAGCACUACAGCGAGGAGUACAUUGUUCACGGGUGGGUGGAGGGCGCCGGGGGGCUGGAGGUGGAGCUCCGGGCCCCCAGGAAGGCCCUGCUGGUGGGGGAGACCCUCACCGUGUCCUGCCUGGCGCGGGGAUCCUCCGAGAUCCUGGAGGACCAAUGGAAGUACCCCGGCAGACAGACGAACCGCGGCGUGAAGUCAGUGCGGGAGAACAAGCGCGAGCAGGAGAUCCAGUACACGCUGACCAUCGGCCAGGCGUCUGCCAAGGACAGCGGCUCCUACGCCUGCACUAUCACCGACAUCAUCAGCGACAAGACGCAGACCAUGGAGCUGGUCAUCAACGUCUACGAGAGCGCCUUUGUGUCUCUCCGCCCCUCCUUCAGCCCGCGGGAGACUGCGGAGCUCGACGAAGUGAGGGAGUUCCGGGCGGACAUCGAGUCCUUCCCCGACGCGAGGGUCACCUGGCUGAAAGAUGGCCGCCCUCUGGACGACGUGGCGGCAGAGAUCAGCAGCAGCCUGCGGAAGGUCGGCGAUACCAGGUACCAGAGUACUCUGACCCUGAUCCGGGCCAAGCAGGAGGAUAGUGGGAACUACACUCUGCGACUGGACAACGGCAACCUGAGCACCACCCACAGUUUCAGCUUGCAGGUCAAAGUUCCUGCUGUGAUCGUGGAUCUCAUGGACCUGCAUCACGGCUCCUCGCUCGGUCAGGCCGUGGUGUGCAUCGCUGGGGGACAGCCCACACCUGAGCUGGAGUGGUUCAUCUGCAGCAACAUCAAACACUGUGCCAACGACUCCUCCCAGUGGGUGCCCCUCCCGGCCAACUCCACGGAGAUCACCGUGGAAACGCACCUGGACGCCGACCUCCAGCUGGAGAGCCAGGUGAUGUUCGGUCGUCUUGACAACACACUGGCCGUGCGCUGCCUGGCCAGGAACGAGAUGGCCGUCGUCAGCAGGGAGGUCAAGCUGGUGUCUAAUGGCCCUCACUCAGAGCUGACGGUGGCUGCAGCAGUGUUGGUGUUGCUGGUCAUAGUCAUCAUCUCUCUCAUUGUGCUCGUCAUCAUAUGGAAACAGAAGCCUCGAUAUGAAAUCCGCUGGAGGGUGAUCGAGUCUGUGAGUCCAGACGGCCAUGAGUACAUCUACGUGGACCCCAUGCAGCUGCCCUACGACUCCCGUUGGGAGUUCCCCAGAGACGGCCUGGUGCUAGGCCGCAUCCUGGGCUCCGGGGCCUUCGGGAAGGUGGUGGAAGGGACAGCCUACGGACUCAGCCACUCCCAGCCGGUCAUGAAGGUGGCUGUGAAGAUGCUGAAACCCACUGCGCGCUCCAGUGAAAAGCAGGCCCUGAUGUCGGAGCUGAAGAUCAUGACUCACCUGGGCCCUCACCUGAACAUCGUCAACCUGCUGGGGGCUUGCACCAAGACAGGUCCCAUCUACAUCAUCACUGAGUACUGUUUCUAUGGCGACCUGGUGAACUACCUUCAUAAGAACAGGGAGAGCUUCCUAAGUGUCCAUCCGGAGAAAUCCAAGAAGGACCUGGACAUCUUCGGCAUCAACCCUGUGGACGAGAGCAACAGGAGCUAUGUGGUCCUGUCCUUCGAGGGCAGAGGAGACUACAUGGACAUGAAACAGGUGGACACGCAGUACGUUCCCAUGCUGGAGAUCAACGAUCCCUCCAAAUACUCCGACAUUCAGCUCUCCAGCUACGACAGCCCGCCCUCGCCGAGACAGAGAGAGGGCGAGGUGGACAGUCUGCUGCCGGACGAUAACAGCAAGGGUCUGAGCACCACCGACCUGCUCAGCUUCUCCUACCAGGUGGCCCGCGGCAUGGAGUUCCUGGCCUCCAAGAACUGUGUGCACAGAGACCUGGCUGCCAGGAACGUGCUGCUGUCCCAGGGGAAGAUAGUGAAGAUCUGUGACUUUGGUCUGGCCAGGGACAUCAUGCAUGACAACAACUAUGUCUCCAAGGGCAGCACGUUCCUGCCAGUGAAGUGGAUGGCUCCUGAGAGCAUCUUUGACAACAUGUACACCAGCCUGAGUGACGUCUGGUCCUAUGGCAUCCUGCUUUGGGAGAUCUUCUCUCUGGGUGGAACCCCCUACCCUGGUAUGGUGGUGGACUCCAGCUUCUACAACAAGAUCAAGAGUGGCUACAGGAUGGCCAAGCCUGAGCAUGCUGCUGCCCACGUGUAUGAGAUGAUGAUGAAGUGUUGGAACAGCGAGCCAGAGAAAAGGCCCUCCUUCCUCAGCCUCAGCGAAUCAGUGGCCUCCCUGCUGCCCGCCAGCUACAAGAGGAGCUACGAGAGGAUCAACCAUGAUUUCCUGAAGAGUGACCACCCUGCGGUGACGCGCGUGUGCGUGGAGAGCGACGACGCCUACGUGGGCAUCAGCUACAAGAACCAGGGCAAGCUGAAGAGCCGGGAGGAGCAGGAGCAGCGUCUGAGCUCGGACAGCGGCUACAUCAUCCCCCUGCCCGACCUGGAGCCUGACCUGGGCUACAGCAAGAGGAACCGCCACAGCUCCCAGACGUCGGACGAGAGUGCCAUAGAGACUGGUAGCAGCUCCACGCUGGCCCGCAGGGAGGGCGAGACCCUGGAGGACAUCACCCUGCUGGAGGAGCUCCACUCUGGGGACCUGGAGGAGGACAGCUUCCUGUGACAUGCCCAGCUAGGAGGACAGCUUCUUGUCGCACCCCCCCACAGCUUCCUGUGACGCCCCCACACCUAGGAUGACAGCUUCCUGUGACUCACCCAACUAGGAUGACAGCUUCCUGUGGCACGCCCACAGCUAGGAUGACAGCUUCCUGUGACAGCCUCACACAUAGGAGGACAGACUGACACACAAUCUAAAGACCCCCCCCCACCUCCACAAACACACUUUUCCUCCCCCCCCAGCCUGUCCUCACUCCACGCCGAGUAAAGGGCGAAACCACUUCACUGCUCGGACAAGUCUGUGGUACGGGGAGAUUGUGGUGCACCAUGAGAUCCCCAGACAGCGCCCUCUUGCUGGGCUGGAGGGACAGAGACCGUGGGACGCUGAGCCCUGCCCUGGCCUGCAGUCUGGAGGAAGGACUCAUGUGCCGAGGGCUGUGUCCUCUGUUCGGAAAGAACAUUAAGCUAAUGGGCAUUCGAAAACAGUAUACUGUAUGUAUAUAUGAGUAUGUACUAGACCAGUAUGUAUCAGUAUAUUCCUGUAUAUACCAGUUUAUACCAGUAGGCACUAAUAUGUACCAGUAUAUACCAGUAUACACCAGUAUGUACCAGUAUACACCAAGUUAUACCAGUAUAUACCAGUAUGUACAAGUAUAUACAACUUUAUGCCAGUGCAUACCAGUGUGUACCAGUAUACACCAGUUUAUACCAGUAUGUACCAGUAUAUACCAGUUUACACCAGUAUGCCAACCACUACAGUGUGACAGGCUGAAAUGCAUCCGACCAGCUGGAGUGUGUCCAGCCAGGGACAGCGUCCCCUCCUCUCCUCUCCUGGACACACACUUCCUGCUGGCACAAUCACUAGCUAUACUAGAUUAUAAAGCACAAUAUCUGGACCCUGUAUGCUUCUUAUCUACAUGACUAUAUAUUGUCUACAGCUGAAUAAGUACAAUGGUCCAAACUUUAUUUUUUUACUCGUACCUUACAUGUAAACUUGUAUUAUGUUGUUAAUAUCGGAAGGAUGGUCGUAAUUUGCUUUAAUGAUGAAUAUGUAUAAUGUGCUUAUGGAGUGGCAGGUUUAAGAGCUUGGCGGUUCUCAGCGCAUGGAUGAGUUGGAAUGUGAAUACUAGCAGAGUUUUAUAGGAGAGACCUGGUGAGCUGGAGGAAUCAAAUCCUGGUCUGCUGUCUACACCUUUGGCCCCAUUCAUUUGACCAUAUUUGUAUGUCAUAUAUAUUAUAUGUAAGGAAAAACAGUCUGUAGGACCUGGCCUUCAGGAGGUGUCAGUUCUCAGAACUCAUGCCAAAGGGUCUGGUCUGGUCUGGCCUGGCCUGGCCUGGCCUGACAGGAGUUGCUCGUUCCAGGCAGAGUAGGGAGGACCAGACUGGGUGGAGAGGCAGCAGAGAAACAGGACAUACAUGGUAGAUACAUGUGUAUAUAUAUAUAAAGACACCAGUUAGACUUCAACGGUAGCUUGCUAACGUGCAGCUUGGACUGGUUAGCUGUGGCGUUCUGCCGCCAUGUUGGAUCUUCCUGUUUCUGUUUACGGGGGAUCUGGAACCUUCUCUCUCCAUGGCAACGGUGUAGGAGGGAAGGGGGGUUGGAGUGUUGGAGGGAGAACAGAAGUAUAUAUAAUGGUACAGCAUCUGUAAUUAUAGUAGUUAUCCUCUGUCAAUGGUACAGUACGUGUAAUUAUAAGUAGUUACCCUCAUGUUUUAAUAAGCAUUAUGUACAUUCAGAUGGUUUAUAUUUGAAUAAAUGAUUUAUA